AUGGCGUUCAAUGCUCCCAAGCCUGUUGACGAGCUUGUAUAUGCAUGGUCCAGCGACCUAAUCCCAACCGCCUCAGAACACCAGGCCAUGGCCCGCCCACCAGCCUCGCACGCCAAUCUAGUGCAGCAAUACGUCUAUGAUCCGUCACACCAGAUAUCACCAAUUGACCAAGGGCGGCCCUCCAGCCGGCAGCGCCGCCAAAUCGGUCUGUUUGAAGUUGAUUGCGCAGGCAGGUUCACUGUUUGUGAGGAUGGCUCGGGUCCGCAAAUCGACAGCAAGAGUACAUCGAGCUCGGUAUAUGCAGAGAUCCAUUCGACGCCAGAUAAAAACUCUGUCCCGAGCGACGACGACACUCCAAAUGAGGCCGAUGUGGAGGGAAUUUCAGUUCCACCAGACCUCGGCGUACUGUGCACUGGCUCAUGGCAAGAAAGAAUGUCAUGUGAUCCUGUCUUAUCAUGGCGUGUUGAAGCGGUCACCCAGGAAGACCUUGAUGAAAUGGCUCUAAUAGAGUCUCAAAAGUCACAGGCACUCUAUAAUGGCCCAGUUGCUGAGAAGCUAAAGCACUCAAAUAAUUGGAAACUGGGCAAAGCUGCCUCAGGAUCUGUUACUGAAUCUACCGACUACUCAGUACCAGGCAUGACUGAGGGCAGCUCAAGGGAAACGGACACCUCAUGUCUUCCAGAUCGCGCAACUCACCUCGAAGAUAACCAAAUGGAUAGUCCGGUAGACAACGCCUUCUCAUUCCCGGACGAGAUGACUGCAGGCUGCGGAUCUGGCCGUUUCAAGUCUGAUUUGACUCUCAUCGGCAUGUUUAACGCGAAUAGUGAACCCAAGGAUCAAGGAGGUCGGUUCCAACCCUACUCCGUUCCAGGACACCUUGAUGCAGAUGGCUUUCCAGAGGUCUGGACCGAGCAAUCCCAGCAAAACUGCAAUGCUUCGUAUGAAAUCCCCGGUCUUGUCUCAAUUCCUGGAGCAACCGGAGAAGACGACGUCUCUGGUGCGGCCGAUGAGGAAUCUUCAGAAUCAGACUCUGUCUGGAUGUCAGAUUAUUCCGAAAGCGUGCCGGUUCUUCCGGAUGGCCAUCCCUUCCUUCGUGUAAAGUCGAAGGCGACGGAAGAAGCCCUUCGUUUAUAUGAGAUUUAUUAUAACUAUACCAGAGACAAGGACACGCCAAGUGCAUCGUGUGUAGCUGAUGCUGGAGAUAAUACGUCUUCUGGUCAAGCCCCACGCGUAUCAUCUUUGGUUGGAUCGUCUAGCUCAUCAUCUGGAAGUAAACGAGCGAGCGAUGGUGCAGAUCAGGAUGGAAUGGAUGACAACAAUGGCCAGAAUGGCGCCAAUGGAAGAGGCCCUCCGAGGAAACGCGUUCGUGCAAGCAAAAAGUCGGCUGGUCGAGAACCAUCCUUGGCCUGCCCAUAUGCGAAGAAAGAUCCUAUCAAGUAUCGCUCAUGUUACUCGUUCAACCUCAAAAGAGCGAAGGAUGUGAAACAACACCUAUCUCGAUGUCAUCAGCUACCGAUAUAUUGUGCCCGCUGCAAGGAGAUUUUCCCCUCAGAGGAUGAACGAAAUGAACAUCUUGAGGUUGAUAUAAGUGCAAUGUGCCCGGUUCAGAAUAUUGUUUACGAUGGUGUCACAAGAGAGCAGAAGGAACUAUUAGCAAGGAGAGUCAGCCAUCGUAUGACCCUUGAAGAUCAAUGGUUCUCCAUUUUUGACAUUCUUUUCCCAAACCAUCACCCGAAACCAAGAUCCGCUUAUGUGAACACGGACUUGACGAUUGAGAUGGAAACAUUCCAAGACAUGAUGGUUGCCGAGGGCCCUCGGAUUAUCUCCACGACUCUUGCAUCACACAAUAUAGUCCCCGCAUCAAUUUCAUCAAAUCCGGAAAGUGAUCUAUCUUCUUUGUUUGAGAUUGUCCUGAUGGAAGCGCUAGUGAAAAUUGCUGAUAGGUGGACUGCGAACUUGGUUGAAGAUUCGACAACAAGCGAUGAAAACGGUGGUGACUCAAUUCUAGCAGUAUCCUCUCGUGCUCAGGCCAACACCGAACAGUCUGCGUCAUCUUCGGAUACAUUGGUUACAAGCAGACCAAAUAGCCAGCAACCACCCUCACUAUUGAAUCGCAGCCUCGAAGAAACUGACAACAUAGCGUCGUUACCUAAAAGGACUGAUGUUCCUGAUCAAGCGACGAACGAUGAGGUCUUACCAAUGAUGAAUAAUACAACGAGGAAUGAAUUACAGGAGUCAAGGCAAUCUCGUACGAUGAUCGAACAUGCGCCAAACGAAUUCCAAUCCAACCCUUCAACAGAAAGUCAGAUUCCAUUUAGCCACCCGGACAACAUAAGUGAUCUACUUGAAUCUCCAGACUUCAUGCUAUUGGAUGGACUUUUAGAAGAUCAUGGGCCACCCGGAUCAUGGGACAACUUCAGGUUCGAAGAAGAACCUGAUGAAGCGAUGGUCAACAAGUUAGAUAAUGGUUCUGCCUCCGCCUACAGAGACUGGGAGACUCCCCUCUGA
Messenger RNA from Clonostachys rhizophaga, 2508 nucleotides. The record is from the annotation of a GenBank genome assembly. NCBI's taxonomy places the organism in Eukaryota, Fungi, Ascomycota, Sordariomycetes, Hypocreales, Bionectriaceae.